ACUGCGUUUAGACACAAAUAAUAGCUUUGUCUGCUCCCCGCUCGAACUACAGUGCCAUCAAACUACCUCUACUACAAAAUGUGUAGCGGGGUCUGCGUUGGUACUGUUAUGCUCUCCCCUACUUCUCUGAACUUUCUUAUGCGGCCAGACUGAUGGCCAUUGCAAGCAGCUACAAGAGCCAUUUGCUACUCCAACCCUUAAAGGCUGGUGACAGCCUCUGACCCCCCCCUAGACUCUAGUUUUCGCCAUGUUCCGCCGUCCAGCGUCGCGAUUGAGGCAGCUGGCCUCGCCUCUGCUGGGGCGGGGUGCUCUCCGGGCGCAGACGAGCACAGCCGAGCAGACAGCCAACCUGAAAAUUGGACAGAAGCCUUUUUGGACCUCAGGCCGAGUCCUUCUCUUCACAGCUUUGACGGGUUCUGCAGCCUACCUCUACGGUGUCAACGAUGAUACCCCGCGAUUCCGAUUCCCCUGGAUCAGGUCGUUAAUUCCCCGAUAUGCUUCGAAGACGGAGAUGGAAAAGGCAAUUGACGAGUUGAGGUACUUGCUGGGAAGCGAUGCUAUCAGCACCGACGACGAAGACCUCCACUUACACGGAUAUUCGGAGUGGUCAUCUAUCAACAUUGAUCAGCUACCAGUUGCUGUGGCUUAUCCCAAAUCUACGGAAGAAGUCUCCCAGAUUGCCAAAAUAUGCCACAAGUAUAAGAUCCCGAUGAUCCCCUAUUCUGGCGGAUCCAGUCUUGAGGCUAAUUUCUCUGCUCCGUAUGGGGGUAUGAGCAUUGACUUCUCCUUCAUGGAUCAGAUCAUAUCCUUGCACGCAGACGAUAUGGAUGUCGUCGUCCAGCCCUCGGUGCCCUGGAUGAGCCUCAACGAGGAAAUUAAAAAUUCUGGCCUUUUCUUCCCUGUUGAUCCGGGACCAUCAGCUAGAAUCGGCGGAAUGGUUGGAACUAGCUGCAGUGGUACUAAUGCCGUGAGAUAUGGUACGAUGAAAGAUUGGGUUAUCAAUCUCACAGUGGUACUUGCAGAUGGCACCAUAAUCAAAACUCGUCGACGUCCUCGCAAGUCCUCCGCUGGAUACAAUCUGACCAAUCUUUUUAUUGGCUCGGAAGGCACCUUGGGUUUGGUGACCGAAAUCACUCUAAAGCUUACAGUCAUACCGCAAGACACUAGCGUCGCCGUCGUGACAUUUCCCACUAUUCGCGAUGCUGCAGCGGCGGCAGCAAAGGUGAUGCGCGCAGGGAUACCUGUAGCUGCGAUGGAGAUCAUGGAUGAAGUUCAGAUGGCUGUGAUUAACAAGGCUGGAUCCACCGCAAAAAAAUGGAAGGAAGUUCCAACCAUGUUCUUCAAGUUUUCUGGGACAAAAGCAGGGGUUCAAGAAAACGUCCAGCUAGUUAAGUCCAUCGCGAGAGCGCACAAAAGCGGGGACUUCGAGUUUGCCAUUGAUGCAGAAGAACAAAAGACCUUGUGGUCGGCAAGAAAAGAGUCCCUGUGGAGUAUGCUUGCCUUGCGCAAAGAAGGUCAUGAAGUGUGGUCGACAGAUGUCGCGGUACCGCUUUCUCGGCUUCCAGACAUUAUAGAGGUAUCCAAGAAAGAAAUGGAUGAUCUAGGUCUCUUUGCAAGUAUUCUUGGCCACAUCGGAGACGGAAAUUUCCACGAAAGCAUCAUGUACGACAGUAAGAACCCCAAAGAACGUGCUGCGGUCGAGAAGUGCAUCAAAGAUAUGGUGAAUCGUGCAUUGGAAAUGGAGGGCACGUGCACUGGAGAGCAUGGUGUUGGACUCGGGAAAAAGGACUCACUCAUGAGAGAGCUUGGUCUCGACACUAUCAAUGUCAUGAAGAGCAUCAAGAGCGCUCUUGAUCCACACUGGCUGAUGAAUCCAGGAAAAAUCAUGGACAUACCAGCAUAAUUUGCUGGGUCGAGUGCGGAAGUUUCCCUUGGUUGGAUAUUCUCUUCCAGAGUAUCAAAAUCCAUUGCAUCGGGUGGCCUUGGUCGAUUUGAACUGCAUAACGCCGCGGGGAUUUAGAUAGACUACGCAUCCUUUCCAAUACCUUUUUUUUUUUUUGGCGGCUUUCAAGCCCCU
This is a messenger RNA of Lindgomyces ingoldianus, 2077 nucleotides long. Its product is annotated as D-lactate dehydrogenase mitochondrial precursor. Lineage: Eukaryota; Fungi; Ascomycota; Dothideomycetes; Pleosporales; Lindgomycetaceae. Gene Ontology annotation, molecular function: D-lactate dehydrogenase (NAD+) activity; FAD binding; D-lactate dehydrogenase (cytochrome) activity. Gene Ontology annotation, biological process: lactate catabolic process. Gene Ontology annotation, cellular component: mitochondrion. The record is from RefSeq and is a predicted model, not a curated record. The coding region runs from base 248 to 1903 and encodes 551 amino acids. The transcript is spliced from 10 exons.